AUGGGUGUAUCACUGUGCGGUUAUUCAUCUUGGGUCUUCGAUGGGCUCAGUAAGGGUAAUAUUGCAACUACAAUCCUCUUUGCUCUCGGGGCCUACGUCAUUUGGAAGCUAUCAUACAAUGUGCUUUUCCACCCUCUGCGUAGAUACCCCGGCCCGACGUUCUGGGCAGCAUCUCGCAUACCCUACGCGUUGGCUUGCGCUACAGGUCAGGCGCACCGAAGAGUCCUGCAUCUCCACGAAAGAUACGGAGACAUAGUUCGAGUCGCCUCGGACGAGCUUUCGAUUUGCUCGCCAGAAGCUUGGAAGGAAGUUUUCGGGCGCCGCAAAACAGCAGUCGGCGAAAUCGCCAAGGAUGAUGUGCACUAUGCCGAGGCCAAAGACAGUAUUCUUGGGGCUCCCAAAGAUAAACACGCUCAACUCCGGCGCAUUCUCGCGCGUGGCUUUUCAAACAGAGCCAUUCUUGAUCAAGAACGACUGAUAGAAUCUCACGUCGACCAACUAUUCAUCAUUUUGACCGAGCAUGAAGCGACAAAGGGCUGGGGGGUCCCCAUCGACAUCAACAAGCUAUUCGACUUCGUAGCCCUCGACAUCAUCACGGACCUGGGCCUCGGUGCCUCGUUUCAUUGCUUACAAACAGGCCAGUACCACCCUUGGGCACAAUUCUUCCUAGAUGCUCUGCCGGGAAUUGCAUUUGCCACGGCCAUGAAGCAUUUUAAAAUCGUUUUUAGACUUCUCAUGGCCUUGGCUCCCAAGUCUCUUGUCCGAAAACAUGAGGACAUGGUGAUGUUGACCAACUCAAUGGUCGAAAAGCGGCUGUCAGAGGCUGACCGCCCGGACCUCAUCCAAGCCAUGUGCCAACCGGUCUCCGGUAACGAGAGACCUCUCAGCGUACACGAAAUCAAGGCCAACUCACAGAUCCUGACUAUGGCAGGCUAUGACACAACAGCAACCGCCUUGGCAGGCACAACGUAUCUCAUAGCCACGCAUGAUUCUGUGCAAGCCAAACUUUGUCAAGAGUUGCGGAGCACUUUUGGUGAAGAGCGGGAUAUCAAUAUUUCAGCCACCAAAAGUCUCCCAUACUUGACGGCAGUCAUUGAUGAGGCCUUAAGGAUGUAUCCGCCCGGUGCUUCAGGUAUGCCACGCAAGGUCGGCGAACGAGGUGACAUCAUCUUGAAUCAGUAUAUUCCCGCCAACACGAUCAUUUCCCUUUGGCAGUAUGCCAUGUAUCACAAUCCUCGGAAUUUCUUCCAACCGGACUCUUUUAUACCCGAGCGCUGGCUUGAUAUGAACGGUUCGACGGGCUUCUCGCAUGAUUGCAAGGAGGUGUUUCAACCCUUCUCUUUUGGGCCUCGUGACUGCAUCGGCCGCAAUCUUGCAAACGCAGAACUCCGCGUCAUAUUGGCUAAGUUGGUUUGGAACUUUGACUUCGAGCUUGCCCACAAGGCCGACGAGAAGAAUUGGUUGGCCCAGCAGAAGAAUUAUCUUUUGUGGGAACGAGGUCCUCUCCAACUAAGACUCAAACGACGGGCAGGAAACAUGUUGUGA
Colletotrichum destructivum is the source of this 1545-nucleotide messenger RNA. RefSeq names its product Putative cytochrome P450. The record is from RefSeq and is a predicted model, not a curated record. Lineage: Eukaryota; Fungi; Ascomycota; Sordariomycetes; Glomerellales; Glomerellaceae. The transcript is spliced from 6 exons. Bases 1 to 1545 code for a protein of 514 amino acids. Gene Ontology annotation, molecular function: monooxygenase activity; iron ion binding; oxidoreductase activity, acting on paired donors, with incorporation or reduction of molecular oxygen.